This is a messenger RNA of Colletotrichum graminicola M1.001, 1860 nucleotides long. RefSeq names its product PhoD-like phosphatase. The coding region runs from base 1 to 1860 and encodes 619 amino acids. The record is from RefSeq and is a predicted model, not a curated record. The transcript is spliced from 4 exons. Lineage: Eukaryota; Fungi; Ascomycota; Sordariomycetes; Glomerellales; Glomerellaceae.
AUGACGAUUCAAACGCAUAUAGCAACCACUUCUUCGAUCGCCUUGCGCGCGCUCUCAUACGUCUUUCUGAGAUGGUUUCCGGGCCCAGCUGCAGUACCCUUGAGUAUAUUUGCACUUUUUGCUGUCUUUGUACCUUCCUUCGUCUCCGGAUACAUCAAUGAACCGAAAUACGACGUUGUCGAUGACGACAUUGACGUCACUGUCAAGGAGACGAUUGCGGGAGGCGACGACGGAGAUGGAUUCAUCAACGGCCACGUCGUCGCUGAAGAGAUUCGGAUCGAAGAAACCAUUACUGUGAAAGGGAAGUCCAGCCCGUGGAAAACCCUACUUGCUGGCACGCCCAGCUCGACCAGUCCUAUCCUCUCGGCCCUCACCUUGCUGAUCAAUGUCGUCUUGGUUGCAAUGGCCGCCGACUUUCUCCUCCGCGUUCGCCACUACCAUCCUGUCGACGACUUGUCCUUUGUGCGCCUAGGAUAUGUCUCAUCCAGUGAGGCCAAGUUCGUCUUGCGCGAGCCUGAUCAAACUAAGAUGCCUGUCUCCAUUGAUAUUCGCAUCAAAGAUCCGCAGCCGCCAUUUGACAAUCCCCUCUGGCAGCUUGCUGGAGGAACCAGGUACACGGACAACACGACCGACUUCACCACAACGAUCGCAAUCCCUCUGAAGCAUUCACAGCAGAGGAUCUACGAAUGGCGCACUUCAAACAAUCACAGUGGCGAGUUCAUCGCGCCUCCAAGGGCAGGUCAGAUGUCGGUCUUUGCGGAUAACAAGUUUACCUUCCUUUCGACGUCGUGUAUCCUCCCGCGGUUCCCUUACAACCCGUUCGAACAUCCCCUUGCCAUCCCAGGCAUGCGACACCUAGCUAGUGUGCUGCCGAAGCUUCAGGCACAGUUCAUGUUGUUCUUGGGCGAUUUCAUCUACAUUGAUGUGCCCAAGCGCCAGGGCAAGCACGAGGAGGACUAUCGUCAAAAGUAUCGCCACGUCUACGCCUCUCCGGACUGGGCUCCCGUUGGGCAGAACCUUAGCUGGAUCCACGUGCUUGACGAUCACGAGAUUGCCAACGACUGGUCUUCCAACACAACGGGCGUCUACCGAGCUGCUAUCGAGCCGUGGCGUCAUUACCAGGAGCAUGCGAAUCCCCCUCCCGCGCGCAUUGCGGGAACCAGUAACCUCCGAAGAGACGGUGCGACUUACUUUGAGUUUGUUCAAGGACCCGCAAGCUUCUUCAUGCUAGACACCCGCUCAUACCGAUCCGAUAACGACCUUCCUUUCGAUAGCCCAGAGAAGACCAUGCUAGGCGCUCAGCAACUUGAGGACUUCCUUGACUGGCUCAACAGACCCGAGCCAAAGGGUGUCAAGUGGAAGAUUGUGGCGUCGUCUAUUCCAUUGACCAAAAACUGGCCCAUCAACCGCAAAGACACUUGGGGCGGAUUCUUGGUUGAGAGACGAAAGGUCCUCGAGGCUAUGUGGGAUGCUGGUGCGAGAGGCAUCGGUGUUGUUGUUGUUUCGGGUGACCGCCACGAGUUCGCGGCUACUAAGUUUCCUCCGCCUGCAGACGGGAGAUGGCCUCAAACUGCUGCCGCCUAUGAGUUUUCUUGCAGCCCUCUUAACCAGUUCGCCUCGCCUCUGCCUAGCUAUAGGCAGAGCGACGACGAGGACGUUGCUCUGAAGUACAUCCAUUCUGGCAAUUCCAAGUUUGGCUCUCUCACCAUUGAAAAUUUGGCUGAGGGAGAACAGAGCAGUCUCAAAUACAAUCUCUACGUCGAUGGCGAGGUUACUUGGAACACCAUAAUUUUGUCGCCGCCCCCGGUCAGCGGUGAGAAAACCUCGGCUUCAUUUUGGGACAAGUUGAAGGGAAAUUAG